This is a messenger RNA of Orussus abietinus, 2112 nucleotides long. It is a transcript of the gene yellow-b, whose product is annotated as protein yellow. NCBI's taxonomy places the organism in Eukaryota, Metazoa, Arthropoda, Insecta, Hymenoptera, Orussidae. The transcript has 6 exons. The record is from RefSeq and is a predicted model, not a curated record. Bases 389 to 1783 code for a protein of 464 amino acids. Gene Ontology annotation, cellular component: extracellular region.
UCGAGCGCGAGCCGACUCUUUCGCCCCCGGCUCCCGAGAUAAGGACCCGCGAUAUUUCGAGCCCUUUUGCGCCGGAAGGUGCGAAAAGCGGAGAAAAGACGGACCAGGAGUCGCCGCAGGGGGCCUCGUCCUUUGCAGGAGUCCCGGACGCGGCCGACGAAGGGAACGCCGCUGGGUUGGGCUCGGCCCGCCAAGGCCGCUGCGAGUGCGAGAGAGACUCCUUGCGCCCGCGGUACGCGAGCGCGAGAGAGAGGCAGAGGCUCGGCUAACGGAGGUUCUCGCCGGUCCGCGCCGAACGGCGCACCCGACUGCGACAGUCAACCAAAUAUCUUCGAGAGCGAUAAUAAGGGUGAAGGAGAACGAGGAAGGCGUUCCUCGCCAGCCGAAGAUGGCUACCCCGAGGAGGUCGGGGCCAUCGGGGAAUUUUUUCCUGCCCCUGGUUUGGCUCCUCCUGGUCGGGGUCGCUAAUCGGCGCACCCUCGCCAUCGACAAUCUGAGGGUCGCCUUCCAGUGGAAGGAGCUCGACUUCGAGGACCCCCCUUCGGGGAAGAUCCUCGAUCUUGUCCCUGGCUACAAGAGGGAGGAGAACCUGCCUCUCGGCAUCGAAGUCACCGAGGACAGACUCUUCGUCACGGUGCCGAGAUUCAAGCGCGGCGUCGCCGCCAGUCUCAAUUACUUCAGACUGAACGACUCCAGGACGUCACCGCCCAUGAUUCCCUAUCCCUCCUGGGAGGCUCACAAGCAGACCUCGGGGUCGGUACCGGAAGUCGUAUCCACCUUCCGCGUCCGAGCCGAUCGCUGCUCCAGACUGUGGGUCCUGGAUACCGGUCUCUCGGAUAUCCUGGGUAGUCCCGAACAGGUGGUUCCUCCGGCUGUUCUGAUCUACGACCUGAAGACCGACCGACUGCUCCGGAAAUACGCCAUUCCGGCCGACCAGCGAACCCAGGACUCCUUUUUCGCGAAUAUCGCCGUCGAGGAUCAGUCCUGUGAGGAUGCCUAUGCCUAUCUAGGCGAUCUGGGAGGUCCUGGGCUGGUGGUGUAUUCCUGGAAGAGUAACAGCUCCUGGCUGGUUCGACAUCACUUCUUCCAUCCGGACCCCCAGGGUGGAGAAUUCAACGUAUCCGGCGUCACCUUCCAAUGGACGGACGGGAUCUUUGGCCUGGCUCUUGCUCCUGCGAAAGAUGGCUUCAGCACCCUUUACUUCCACCCCCUCUCCAGCACGAUGGAAUUCUCCGUCGACACGAAAUUGCUGCGAAAUUCUGAGCUGGUUAAUUCCCCAGAGAGCUUUCACGAGUUCCGGAUUCUGGGCUCGAGAGGACCCAACGGCCAAAGCGGAGUCAGCUUCCUCGACCCUGAAACUGGGAUUCUGUUUUACUCCCUCGCUAAUUUGAACGCCAUCGCCUGCUGGAAAAGCGGGACGAAGUACGAGAUAAGACAGCAAGGCCGGGUGUACAUGGACAACGUCACCAUGGUCUUCCCCAACGACCUCAAGGUCGAUCGGAAAGGAAACGUCUGGGUGUUGUCCGACCGCCUGCCGAUCUUCAUGUAUGGACAGUUGGACCCGGAAGACUACAACUUCCGAAUCCUGACGGGAUCUGCCUUGGAAGCCGUUCGAGGCACCGUUUGCUUCUCGGAAAGCUUAGCUAUCACCACCGACAGGUCGCUGAUGACUUCCACUAGAAGAAACCCAUCUGUAAAAAUUGGUUCCGGGGGAAACGAGCCGAAGACCUCCACCCUCAGCUUGCUGAUGACCCUCUUUGCUGCGUCCUUACUUUAUUCCUAGUUGUCGCAUGCUAGCCGGUUGAAAAGUGCAAAAACUCUCUUCUUGCGGCUCCUUUGCUCCUCCAGAGACGACGGAGCUCGAGUUCUUGGUGCUUUCUGUGGCCGGCGCGGUAAUGACUAAGGGUUCAAUUGUAAAUUGUGCAUACAGUCUUGUAAAUGUUUAUUCCGUCUUAUUUAUGUUCCUUCUUCUCUGUGCUGUAAUUAUGCCUCGCCGUUCUCAAAUUAACCGUUCCGAAGCCUACUUAUCGAAGUGCACCUACGUAAGUAGCGGCCAGUCGUGAAAGGUAAUUGUAACUAGUGUGAAAUAAAUGCGGUAUUAUAAUUACCAGA